ACUCAGCGGCAUUGGCCAGCAUGCAGGCCUCCGCGGAGGCCAACUCGCUGGAUAUACAGGCCAUGCAGUCCAUGGACUGGCUCUUCAAGAAGGAGCGCAUAUACCUGCUCGCCCAGUUCUGGCAACAGAGAGCAACUUUGGCGGAGAAAGAAGUAUCCGCGUUAAAGGAACAACUCGCCGCGGCGAAUGACAGCAAUUCCAAGACUGAGGGGCACCAAUUGUCUCAACCUCCGCAGGGAAACGAUCAACAGCAAGUACACGAUGCCAGCAAUCCCAGGAGGACGCCUAACAGCAACCUCGAGCAGGAACUGCAGGCCAAAGACAAAGAGAUCAGCCAACUGGUCGAGGAGGUGUCUAGACUACAGCAGAGCCUGCAACGCCUUCAGGAGACAAGCGCGCAGGCAACGGCGCGGCUCGAAGAGGAACUCGAAGCGCGUAGGCAGCACAUCAGCAGACUCGAGAGCAAAUUGGAACGGCAGAGGGAUUAUGACGACCUGAAGCGCGAAAUCAAUGUACUAAGGUCAGUCGACCUUUCGCAGAUACCAACCGGCGAACCUGGCAAGAGUUUAGAACACCUUCUUAUGGAACGUAGCAAGGCGUUGCAACAAGCCGAGAACUUGAAACCAUCCAAUACAUCCGAUGUACUCGGUGGAUUAUCGUCACCCCUGCAGCGCGCCUCGACCGCCUCGCCUCACGGGGUCGGAGGUGUGCCACCUACGUCCCAUGUGUCCUCCCAACAACCACCGCCACCGCCCCUGGCAGUUUCUCUCCCUCCACGUUCCACCCCGACGCCCUCUUCGGCCACUUCGACGACUUCGAGUCUCCUCUUCCCGCACUCUCUCCAAAACGUCGAGACCUUCGGCUCCUUCCUCGGUGAAGAAAUCGUCGCCAAUUGGAGGCGGACGUUGGAAAAGUCUUUCAUAAAUCAGCCGCAGCAGCAGCAGCAGCAACAGCAGCAGCAGCAAUCAUCGCAGCAACAACCGCAGCAGCAGCAACAGCCGUCUCAAUUGAGCCAGUUGGCUCAGCAGCAACAGCAGUUGCAGCAAACUCAGCCGCACAUGGGCUUGCAUCCGCCGACAACGCCCAGUAGUCUAAAUCAUCUUCCAUCACCGACGGAUCCGUCGUCCACUUCGAAUACUCCGGCGAAGUCGAACACGCCGAUCGGCACGACGCCUCUAGGAAGUCUAGACAUCGCUGAAAAGGCGCCGACGCCGGUGUCAGGACACGAAACACCAGCACCACCGACUCCAUCCUCCACAACCGCCUUAACAUCGCCGCCGAGCUUUCAGCCGCCAACGUCGAUGGUAGAAAGUAGUACCCCCUCGGCUUCUGUCAACGGCGGCGGCCUGACACCCGGUGUGCCCAGUGCGCCGCCUCCCAAGAGUCCGGCCGAUCAAGAAUCAUGUCAUAACAAUAAUAACAGCCAUCAUCUGGCGAACAACAACAUCGGCAGCCUGAGCGUUCUCGACACGCUGAAGAGUCCGUUUCGCUUCGACGACCGAACGCAUCCCUUCCGAUUUGGCGACGAGUUCGGGGCCGCCGGUAUGGCCGGUCGGCUGGGCGAGUCACUCAUUCCAAAGGGCGAUCCCAUGGAGGCGAGGCUGCAGGAGAUGCUGCGCUACAAUAUGGACAAGUACGCCUCGCAAAAUCUCGAUACUCUUCACAUAGCCAGGCGAGUGCGCGAAUUACUGUCGAUACACAAUAUCGGACAGAGGUUGUUCGCCAAGUACGUUCUCGGGUUGAGUCAAGGCACUGUCAGCGAAUUGCUCAGUAAACCCAAGCCUUGGGACAAGCUGACCGAAAAGGGCCGCGACAGUUAUCGGAAGAUGCACGGCUGGGCUUGCGACGACAACGCCGUGCUGCUGCUCAAAUCCCUGAUCCCCAAGAAAGAGUAUGUUUCAGGCAAGGAGCAGGGAAUGCCAGCAUUCGCACGUGGACCACAGGAUAGUGGUCCGCCAGAAAUGAGUGACGAAAGACUGGCUCAUAUACUGUCGGAGUCGGGCCAUUUGCAAAUGAGAAGUGAGCACGAGGUAUCAAACGACGCGGACAGUAAGAGUCCGAGUAGGAUCGGUUGCCCGAGUCCGUUCAGCAAAGACAGAUUGGAUAGUCAAAACAGGAGAUUAAAGAAGUACGAAAACGACGACAUUCCCCAGGAGAAGGUGGUGAGAAUCUACCAGGAGGAACUGGCUAAGCUGAUGGGUAGAAGAGUGGAGGAUCUUCGUCCGCGAGAGUUCCCUCCUAGUGCGAUCUUUCCGCAUUUUUUCAGUGGCGCCCAAGGCGGUCUUCAAGGUAUCGAACGCACCCAAGAAGACAUUCGAAUGGCAUUGGAUGCUUAUCACCGUGAGCUUCAAAAAUUGAACGCCGCACCAGGACAGAAUCCUUCCGGAAUCACCGGCCUGCCAGGCCUACCAGGACUUCCAGGCUUGCUGGCGCUUCAGCAACAAGCUCUCCAGCAACAUCACUUGGCCGCAAACGGCGGCGGUGUUCAGGACCUCAGCUUAGGCAAAGUGGAUCCGCGUAAUAAAAUGAUAAACGGCGUAUCGGAAGAGGAGAAGGAAAAGAUGGAGGAGGCGAUGAGACACGCCGGGAGUGCUUUCUCCUUGGUGAGACCGAAGCAGGAAUCGACGGGUCCUCAAUCGACACCCGGUGGUUCCAGCGCGAGUUCGCCACUGGGCAAUUCCAUACUUCCCCCAGCGAUGACACCUAACGAGGAGUUCUCCGGUGCGGCGGCGGCCAGCCCUCUUCAGAGGAUGGCUUCCAUCACCAACAGUCUGAUAAGUCAACCGUCCACGCCAACUCACCACUCGGCUAACCAAAGGCCGCUCAAAGCUGUGCUUCCGCCGAUCACGCAACAACAAUUCGACAUGUAUAAUAAUCUUAAUACCGAAGACAUCGUGAAGAGAGUGAAGGAACAGCUAUCCCAGUAUUCGAUCUCCCAACGACUAUUCGGCGAGUCGGUAUUGGGUCUGUCUCAGGGAUCGGUAUCAGAUCUUCUCGCGCGUCCCAAACCGUGGCACAUGUUGACUCAGAAAGGUCGCGAGCCCUUCAUCCGAAUGAAAAUGUUCCUGGAGGAUGACAACGCGGUACACAAACUGGUCGCCAGCCAGUACAAGAUCGCUCCGGAGAAGUUAAUGAGGACCGGCGGCUACGGCGGCCUGCCUCGUAAGUUUAACUCAGCGUGUGGAACGCCUAUGAAACCGAUGCCACCAACGAAACUUGUCCAAGAACAACUUCAAAACGCGGCGAAAGCGCAAGCCGCCGCACAGGCAGCUGCGCAAGCAGCGGCACAACAUCAACAGGAAAAUCAGAUGCAGCUUGGACCGCCUCAGCAGAGUCCACAGCAUCCGCAACAUCCGCAGCCACCACCGCCAAUGAUGUUGACCCCGCCCGGUCCCCAUCAUCCGCAUACUCAACUCAGUAUGCAGGAACUGCAGAAGAAGCAGCAACAGCAGCAGCAACAAAUGUCGCUGCACUCGCCGCAUCAUCAAAUGGCGCCGUCGCCUCUUCGAGGUCUUCAUCCGCAUAUUUCACCAAGUGUGUACGAGAUGGCCGCCCUCACGCAAGAUCUCGACACGCAGACGAUCACCACAAAAAUCAAGGAAGCAUUGCUGGCGAACAACAUCGGCCAGAAGAUUUUCGGUGAAGCGGUUCUCGGUCUGUCGCAGGGUUCGGUCAGUGAACUGUUGAGCAAACCCAAACCGUGGCAUAUGCUCAGCAUAAAGGGCCGAGAACCUUUCAUCAGAAUGCAACUUUGGCUGUCAGACGCGCACAACGUCGACCGGCUGCAGGCGUUGAAGAACGAACGACGAGAAGCGAACAAAAGACGACGCAGUAGUGGCCCCGGUCACGAUAACAGUUCCGAUACUUCGAGCAACGACACCGCCGAAUUUUAUCACGCGGCCUCACCCGGCCCGGGACCGGCCUCCGCGAAGAAGCAGCGCGUGCUUUUCUCGGAGGAGCAGAAGGAAGCUCUGAGACUUGCUUUCGCCCUUGAUCCGUAUCCCAACGUGGCCACCAUUGAAUUCCUCGCCGGUGAACUUGCCUUGUCCUCGAGGACGAUAACGAACUGGUUUCACAAUCAUCGAAUGCGACUGAAGCAACAGACGCCGCAUGGCCAGCCAGAGCCACAAUCGCCGCGAGAACCCAGCCAACCAUUCGACCCUGUUCAAUUCAGAUUACUCUUGAACCAAAGACUGCUGGAGAUUCAGAAGGAGAGGCUGGGUCUGGGGAAUGUACCUUUGCCUUACUCUCCGUACUUUAAUCCCAAUCUAGCGACCUUGGUAGGUAACGCUCUGAAGGAACAAUGUUCCGGCCUCGACCUCUCGAUGAACGCCCUCAAGAGGGAGCCUAAUCAAGAGUUUGAGGAUGAGGACGCCGAGGACGCGAUGAGUAAUUUAGGUAGCGAAGAUUCGGACGGGUCAGCCGGUAGUAUAAAGAGGGAACCCGCAGAAACGCCGACAGCACCCACCACGGUCAGGUCCAACAGGAGAAAACCCGCAGCUCCGCAGUGGGUGAAUCCCGAGUGGCAAGAACCAACGAGAACGGGUGACGAGGUGAUCAUCAACGGCGUUUGCGUGAUGCAGACGGACGAUUACGGCGUGAAGAGGGAGGCCGAGGAGACCAUAAGGGUCGAACCGACUCCAGUGCAGGACAGAUACGAAGAAGACGCCCAGAGCGACGUCUCUUCCGUAUCCGGCAACAAUGGAGCCGACCGGGAUAGUCCGCUGCCAAGUCCAAAGUCCGGUCAGAAUAGUCCAGCGACGUCGCCCAGACCGCCGUCGGUGCAGCAGACGCAACAAUCCACGGAGGAAAGUCCGAAGGACGUAGUGAAGCACGAGCCGGAAGAAACGUGGGAUUACUAGGACAGUUCGAAAUGUGAAAUUCCAUGGAGUUAUCCGCAAACUCAGUGCUUCUUCUUCGGACAGAGUCAAAACUGGAGCGAAGUCUCCGACGUGUCCCCGUCAGGGUCACGUCGUUGAAAUAUGCCAAAACAACGCUUUGUAGAAAAAGGCGGUCCGCGAGGAUCACCGGUCUAGUUAAGUUUUAAACGAGGAAACCAGUUAUAGGACUCGGACACGUGGGGCCGAGUCCUGCCUACUACGAGGGCAUUAUCAUAGAGAGGCAAACGCGAUGUACGGGUCUAAAGAAAUUCUUGGAAGGAGUCACCGAGGAGGAAAGGAGAGGUCGAGAGACGACGAGAGCUAGUAGGAGAACAAAACGAUCAAAACUGAACAGAGCUCAAUCAAAAGAACUCACUUUGUGACGUUUUCUACGCGACAAGUGGUACGAGAUAAGUGUCGGUGCGCGCGAUUCAAGGGCGAAAUCGUAUUGUUAGAAGACUAUGAAGUACAACGGGGCCGGCUACGGGACGACGAUGACGACGACGACCACGACGACGACGGGCUCUCGUUGCAACUCGUUCGAAAUUCGAGAGAACCCCGGCUGCUUUCGCUUUCGUAUACUUCCCCUCGGUGAUGAAUGAUUGAUGCAUCAUUCCAGAGGUGGGAGACGAACGGACUAGAUAAUGCGCGGAAAACAGAGGUGGUCCGGGUUCGCCACAGUGCAAUCUCCCAGUAACCAAUUGUUAGAUCGAAUUAUUAUUAAUUUUUAACGAAAUUAAGCGCGACGAAACGGCCGAUUAAUAAUUAUUACAUAAUUGUGAUUCAUGUUAUUGUUUAUACUUGCCUCCCUAUUCCCGAUAGUGAUUAAGCUGUUAAUGUUAUAUACUCCUUCUCCCUUUCUCCCUCUCUCUCUCUCUCUCUCUCUCCAUCUAUCCCUUUCUCUUCUCUUUCUCCCCGGUUUCGAACUUCUUUAUCUCUUUUGGUUAAAAACUCGACGUUUCCCUUUCCCUGUUCUCUUUUCUCUACACUAUUCUUGCUACGUCUAUUUAUAAAACUGCGAGGAGAAUGAUCACUUAAGACCGUUACCAAUGUUAUUAUUAUCACUGCUAUUAUCACUACGGAUUAUUUUAUUAUUAUUUUAUUAUUAUUAAUAUAAUAUUAUUAUAUAAUUACCAUUAUUAAAUAUUCUCAGUUAUCAAGCGCACUGUCAUCGAUUACUAUUUUUACAUUAAUAUGGCGUGCAGAAUGUAAAAUAUCAAAAAAGAAGUAAAUCUAUUCGUUUCAUGAGACGAUUAUUUAAAUUUCCUUUUUCUAUUUGUUCGAGACUAUUAGCUGUGCUAAAAGAAAAAAAAAUUGGUGAUGAAUAUUUUUGAUGAUUACAAAUAUUAUUGUAUUAUUAGACUUAUA
Dinoponera quadriceps is the source of this 6248-nucleotide messenger RNA. RefSeq names its product homeobox protein cut (gene cut). Lineage: Eukaryota; Metazoa; Arthropoda; Insecta; Hymenoptera; Formicidae. Gene Ontology annotation, molecular function: DNA-binding transcription factor activity, RNA polymerase II-specific; DNA binding. The transcript has 8 exons. Gene Ontology annotation, biological process: regulation of DNA-templated transcription. Bases 21 to 4862 code for a protein of 1613 amino acids. The record is from RefSeq and is a predicted model, not a curated record.